AUGCCCGCAACCAUCACCCAGACUUCCUUCCCAUCCUCUCCGUCCCUCGCAUCGCUCGCGAGCACCUCCACCGCCGUCUCCACCACCCCACUUCGCCGCGGCUCAAAACCGAAGGACUACGAGUUCGCGUUCGGCACCCUCCAAUCGCAGUACGGCCUCGCGUCCCCGACGCCCUCCCCUCCCACGCCGUGCCGCUCAAAAUCCCCCUCGUGGCUGAAGCGCGCGCUCGGUGCGCCGUCGCAGUCGAGCCCCGCGCGCAAAUCGAAGCCCGCGCCGCCACCGAUGACGGAGGAGGAGCGGAGGAAGGACGUGGCGCGGCGGGCGCGCGAGGCCGAGUUCGCGAAGUUCACGGCUAAGUACGGGUUCAGCGGCGGGGCGUGA
Epithele typhae is the source of this 381-nucleotide messenger RNA. RefSeq lists its product as uncharacterized. The record is from RefSeq and is a predicted model, not a curated record. The coding region runs from base 1 to 381 and encodes 126 amino acids. The transcript has a single exon. NCBI's taxonomy places the organism in Eukaryota, Fungi, Basidiomycota, Agaricomycetes, Polyporales, Epitheliaceae.